Lachancea lanzarotensis is the source of this 900-nucleotide messenger RNA. Its product is annotated as LALA0S13e01332g1_1. Gene Ontology annotation, biological process: lipid metabolic process. Gene Ontology annotation, molecular function: phosphoric diester hydrolase activity. The coding region runs from base 1 to 900 and encodes 299 amino acids. The transcript has a single exon. The record is from RefSeq and is a predicted model, not a curated record. Lineage: Eukaryota; Fungi; Ascomycota; Saccharomycetes; Saccharomycetales; Saccharomycetaceae.
AUGGUAGAAUAUCACAGAUGGAUGGAGGAGCAAGAUGACAAUGUGCCAAUUUCGAAACUUUCAAUACCUGGAACGCACAAUAGCGCUGCGUGUUACAUCGCGUUGCCAUCCGUUAAAUGUCAGGACCACAGCGUGAAAACUCAAUUGCAAAAUGGAGUACGCUUUUUUGAUUUUAGACUAGGAAAGCUGUUUUUCCAUGACAACGAGCAAGGUGGCUAUCAGGGCAAAGAUUUACAAGUCGUUCAUGGUAAAUUCCCAGUGCGUAUUCCAGCACCUUUGAAGUUUGCAUCUGUACUAGGAGACAUUUACGCCUUCUUGAACGCGAACCCUACGGAGUCCUGUAUCGUGUCAAUUAAACAUGAGGGUGAGCCUUUAGACAACUUUGACAAAUACGUAUGGGAGCAUUACAUUGAGAAUAAUCAAGAUCGGUGGUAUUUGAAGGGGAAUAUCCCAAACUUGGGGGAGGUCAGAAGCAAAAUUGUACUUUUCCGUCGCUUUGGAGUUUCUCAAGACAUCCAAGAUCGUGAUUUCGGUAUCGCAGCUUCAUGGUGGUCCUACUGUACUCCAAAUGAAGACCGUGGCACCUUUCAAGUUCAGGAUUUUUGUGAGCUGAAACAUGCCGAGAAUAUUUCUGAAAAAACCACAUACGUCAAACAAUUUUUGCGCACGGCUAUUGAGCACAGUAGCAGUUCAGGGGUGGAUCCUAAGCUUUUUGUCAACUUCUGUUCCGGAUCAAAUCUCUACGAUACAGACUGUUGGCCGGAAAAGGUUGCGGACGAAAUGUUCAGGAGCGACUUGACGUCCCACGUAGGGAACGGGUGUGGCAUAGUAAUUCUCGAUUACGCUGGCAAAGAUGGCUACAAUUUGGUGAAAAAUAUUGUGAAUACGAAUUUUCACUAA